AUGGAGGACCUCGCCAAAUUUCAGCAUUUUUCCCUGGUCCAAAAAAUUAUGAAAGAGUUAAACAACAACAUUGGCAUGGGCGAGGAACUGGUCGCCGAAUUCAUCAUUGACCUCGCGGACAAGCACCCAAAGUUUGACGAUUUCAGUCAGGCCAUCAAAGACACCGGCGCCGACUUUACCGACCAGUUUACAGCCACUCUUUACAAAUUAAUCUCUAAGAUGCGCUUCAAAAAGCCGCCGACGAGUGCAUCGGAAGCCCCGCGUGCGAGCGACAGCAUGACAAGAGAUGUCAAGAUAGAGCCAGAUACAGCCAACGGGGGAGAUUCUGGGCAGGAUAAGUAA
Schistocerca gregaria is the source of this 342-nucleotide messenger RNA. Its product is annotated as ATP-dependent RNA helicase DHX8-like. The coding region runs from base 1 to 342 and encodes 113 amino acids. The transcript has a single exon. NCBI's taxonomy places the organism in Eukaryota, Metazoa, Arthropoda, Insecta, Orthoptera, Acrididae. The record is from RefSeq and is a predicted model, not a curated record.